Messenger RNA from Clonostachys rhizophaga, 408 nucleotides. Lineage: Eukaryota; Fungi; Ascomycota; Sordariomycetes; Hypocreales; Bionectriaceae. The record is from the annotation of a GenBank genome assembly.
AUGAAGUUCUCCCUCGCUGCUAGCACUCUUGGCCUAGCUGCCCUGGCUCUUGCUGCUCCAGCCGACCUUGAGGCCCGCACUGGUGGUGGUCGGGGCGGCGGCGGCGGCGGCGGCGGUGGUGGUGGUGGUGGCGGCCAAAACCAGGCUUGUGGAAGUAACCAACAGGCAGUCUGCUGUCAAGGUGGCAGCUGCUUUGUCAACCAGGGCCAAAAAAAUGGCGCCGGCCUCACUGUGAACUGUGGCGACCAGGACGCUACCGCCAAAUGCUGCCAGACCAACUCUUCUCCUUGGAACUGGACGCUCACCACGAAUCAGGGCUCCCUUAUCAAUAUCCAGGCUCUCAACUGUGUCGACGCUGGGGAUAUCGAUAUUCCUCUCGACCUCGGCGAUCUCGGCAUUUUGUCGUAG